Messenger RNA from Phycomyces blakesleeanus NRRL 1555(-), 3309 nucleotides. Its product is annotated as Zn(2)-C6 fungal-specific transcription factor. The transcript is spliced from 13 exons. Gene Ontology annotation, biological process: DNA-templated transcription; regulation of DNA-templated transcription. The coding region runs from base 1 to 3309 and encodes 1102 amino acids. NCBI's taxonomy places the organism in Eukaryota, Fungi, Mucoromycota, Mucoromycetes, Mucorales, Phycomycetaceae. Gene Ontology annotation, molecular function: zinc ion binding; DNA binding; DNA-binding transcription factor activity, RNA polymerase II-specific. The record is from RefSeq and is a predicted model, not a curated record.
AUGUCGACGCCAACGCGCUGGACACGACACUUGCCACAAACAAUUCAACAUACACCACAACCAGCCCAACCAGCUCAACAAACCCAACCAUCACAACCAACCCAACCAGCCCAACAGGCAUCACAGCUGACACCGCAAGCGACUGUACAAGAGCAAUACGCAAGGACAGACAAGUACUUUAAGAUGGAAGUUCCACGAGAGUAUGGUCUAUUACAACCAAAGUCUCAACCACAACUUCAACCGCAACUUCAACUUCAACCUCAACCUCAACACCAACCUCAACACCAACCUCAACAACAACCAUAUUUUCAGCAACCUUAUCACCCCUCGGGUUAUGCACGACCUAUACAACCCAUAGCACCAGGAACUGGACAAAAUUAUAGAGGAUCAAAUGAGUCUGUUGAAUCCAAACGUAUACGGAUCAGUAGAGCAUGUGAUGCUUGUCGUCGAAAGAAAAUCAAAUGUACAACUGAUAAUAAUAGUGGACCCUGCAGAAACUGUACUCAGUCAUGCGUAGAAUGUACUUACAACGACAGGGCAAAACGUCGAGGACCACCAAAAGGGUACAUUGAUAUUCUUGAGAAUCGCUUAAAGAGAAUGGAGCGAAUUCUCGGCGGUUUGUCCGACAACGAGGGUUCUGAAGACGGGCAACCGAAAAAGAAGGUUGCGAAGCAGGCAGAAAAUUUAGACAAAAUUGUGGCAACCCAAGAUUCUUUCAAAAGUGCCACAGUUACACAGUCACCCGCCACUGGUCAGAACAAUGGGGGGAAACGGGCUGCCGUGGAUACAAAAGAUGACGAGAAGCCACUUGCUGUUGGCCUGUCCUCAAUUAGCAAUGAAGCACGGACACGUUUCGUUGGUGACAUGAGCCCUUUACCGUUCUUGGCCCAUAAGAUAAAUUUUGAAGACCCUCGAUUUUCGAAUCAAUUUGGGAUGCAGAUUCGUAAAUUCGGCCAAAGUUUAGUAUUCUAUGAAUGUGAAGAUCAGAGCAAUGGUCAUUUGAGUGAAAAUAUCUUGAGAGAACUUGGAAUGCUGGGACCGGGCGAAACAAUCAAAGGAAUGAACGAUUGGAUCUUCAGGGUAUCAGGGUUAGAUAAGCAAAUGAGUGAUAGACUCAUGAAGAUAUAUUUCCUUUAUAUACACCCUGGGCUUCCAGUGAUUAACAAAAAGCUCUUCUUGAAGCAGUACAGAGGAAAUGUAGGUGGUUACCCUUCAGCGCCGCUUCUAAAUGCUAUCUAUGGUUCGGCCGUACGAUAUAUUGAGAUGUGUAAACUGUUUGGUGACAAAGCUCCUCCAGAAUACGGCGACGACAAACCCAUUCCAGAAGGCUGGUCCGAGAAAUUAUUCGAGAACCUGAUUGUGUACGUCAAAGGAAGAUACAAUCCAUGUAUAUCUACAAUUCAGGCAAUAGUUGUUGGUCAUAAUCAUCGUGCAAGUGUGGAUGAAAAAAUGACGAGUGGGUGGCUAUUAAAUUCGGCGGCUAUUCGUAUGGCUCAAGAUCUUGGUCUUCAUCGGUCAAGUGAAAAAUGGGACAUCCCUGAAAGUGAAAAGGAAACUAGAAAACGAGUAUGGUGGGCAGUCUAUAUUAUGGACAAGUGGUCAUCGGCUAGUACUGGAAGGCCUCAAACUAUAUUUGACGAGGAUUGUGACGAAGAGUAUCCUUGUGAGGCCGCAUCGUGGGAUGAAGUCAUGGACACACCUGACAAAUCUGAAACAGGUGAUGAAGAUGGUCCAAGAUUCCCUUCUCUGGACACAGGCGCAGCGCGCAAAAUCAAAGGAGAAAAGAUACCGAUCUACCAACCCUUUGUACAGCUAGUCAAACUGUCAGAGAUACUCGGAAAAGUCCUUCAAGGUCUGUACACGCCUAAAGCCAAGAAACACAGUGCAUUACACGGAAGUGAUUCUAUUAUCUCAUACCUUGACGGUGUGCUGUCCGAGUGGAAAUCUGCCCUUCCUCCUGCCCUUCAGAUAUCAAAUGUUAAUGUACACCGUCUUGACAGCAGAGGACAGACACCUCUGCUAUCCAUGUCAGGCUUAAUAUACCUUUCAUAUUGUACUCUACUUAUAUUACUUCAUCGGCCAUUUAUUGAAAAAGAUGGAGAGCAAAAGACUAGGUCCUCACUGUCUUCACUCAGUAUUUGUACAAGUGCUGCGACUCGCUGUGCUGACAUUGCCAAAAAGAUGCACUAUCGAGAUUUCCUUUUGGUGUCUUGGAACUUUGCUAUCUAUCCAGUUUUUACAGCUGCUGUGAUUCACAUAUACAAUGCAGCCAAUCCGGACAGUAUUGUAUCAGAGGUUGCAAGGGCAAAUCUGGUAAGAGCUGUCCUGGUAAUCAAGCGAUUAUCAAAGAUGACAUCUUCGGCCGAACGUCUCUACAAUAUCCUGAAACAACUGAUGGAUUUUCAUAAAAUUCCAUUUAACGACCAUGAUCUAUCGGACCAAGAAGAGAGAGCGGCACAAGAUGGAAAUAUGCCUAAAAAGACACGUAUCACAUAUAGGAAAAGAAAUCAAAAACGAAAACAUAUGCUACGUGGUAGCUCAGAGAGUCAAAAUGACUAUAGCACAGGAGAUUCGCCUCAUGGUCAGAUCAGUGUUUCAGUAUCCCCAAUGGAAACAUCUGUAGAAAGACCCAGUAGUGCAGGGUCAGGUUCAUCAGCUGUUUAUGGCGAUUGGAUAAAUGGACUUUAUCCUACACUGCAAAAAAAUAAUACUCAAGCUGUGUCGAUGGCAGCAGAAGGUCCUUCUGCAAAUAAUGUUUUAGACACUGAUCCUCACAUACUACGACAAUUUGGGUUAUUGCCAGGACAGUUGUUCACUCCACUUGAAAGCCUUUCAUUACAGCAACAACAGCAACAUCGAUCUGAAAACAACCUAGGGAACGGCUUGGUUAUGGCACCCAGCUUUUCCGAUAAAUUUAUGUUUGGAUUAGACAGCACUGGAAUGGAUGGAUUCCAGACGCCAUGGCAACAAGAUUCAAAUACGUACUCCACGACUAAUCAAACACCACAAGUCCAACAACAACUAAGCCAACCUCAUUUAUUCCAAGCUCCAAUCGUUUCAUCCGCCAAUAAUUUAGAAAACACAUUCUUCCGUAACCGACCAGAUAAUCCGUUCUGGUCUGUGCCAAGUAGUAUUGAGUUCGACGACUGGGCCGCCUACUUUUUACCAGGAGAAAUGCAACAAGGCUUCUCUACAUCGACAUCUACACCUAUAAAAACAUCUUCCACUCAAUUGCCAAAUCAAAACGAGGACAAGAGUAAUAAUAAUAAUAGUACACAUCAACAUCCCUGGCCUCUAUGCCCAAUGUAA